CCUGGCAGCAAGUGUUCGGCUGGCCGGUGCCAGUCUGUGAUAAAAGCAGAUGGACUGAGCCGUGUCAGUAUCACACGCUGAGGUUUCAGUUAGAGAAGAAUGGAUGCUCCCUGGCGUCAGGCUGGCAGAGGGAGAGCCAGAGGCCGUGCUACAUCUGCUAGUGGAGGAUCAUCCCAGGCACCAGGCCCUGUAUCAGCAUCAAACAGAAAUGCAUCUUACCCUAGAGGAGUCCCCACUGAUGGGAAUGGUGUUCAAAGGCCUGGCACUGGAUGGGGAAAUUCUACUUAUGCUUCGGCCAGCAAACCAGUCACCACUGAAAAUGUAAAACGUGAAACUAAUGAGGAGAAUUCUAAAAAGAAGUUUGAAGAAAUCCAGAAAGCUAAUCAGGCAGCUGUUAAAAAGCUUGCAGAGGAUCAUUAUAGUUCAUCAGAUGACGAGGACGGCGAUGAAGAUGCAGAUGGCAAGCAGAAAAAGAUACUGGCUUUAACCUUUACAUCUUACACCAGUCAAACAGAUGGAGACCUUAGCGAGUUAGCCCGUACACAACAAUAUGUGAAUGAGGCUUUUCAGGCUGGUGCAGUGACCUGCUUGAUCUGUAUUGCUUCUGUCAAGAGAAACCAAGCUGUUUGGAGCUGCUCUGGUUGCUUUUGUAUAUUUCAUAUGCCGUGUAUACAGAAAUGGGCAAAGGACAGUGUGUUUCUUGUAUCCUCUCCAUUGACAGAUGAUGAUUUUGAGAAGAAAGACUAUCCAUGGCCUUGCCCCAAGUGCCGCUAUGAAUAUAAACGUUCUGAGACCCCCUGUAGGUAUUACUGCUAUUGUGGGAAAGUGGAAGAUCCUCCUUUGGAUCCGUGGCUGGUACCUCAUUCGUGUGGGCAAGUUUGUGAAAGAGAGUUUAAACCUACAUGCGGCCAUAAAUGUCUGCUGUUAUGCCAUCCAGGCCCUUGCCCACCAUGUCCAAAGAUGGUCACCAUAACUUGUUUCUGUCAGAAGGCUAAGCCAGUCCCUCGAAGAUGCAGUGCCAAAGAAUGGUCCUGUCAACAGCCAUGUAGAAAGACUCUAAUGUGUAAACAGCACAAGUGUGAAAACCCUUGUCAUAAAGGAGAUUGCCUGCCUUGUCCACGAGUAAGCAAGCAAAAAUGUUUGUGUGGAAGAAAUGUCGCACAAAGACCAUGUGCAAGUCCAACCUGGCAGUGUGAGCAGGUCUGCGGCAAAACCCUGCCAUGCGGUAACCACACCUGUGAGAAGAUCUGCCAUGCUGGCCCAUGUGGGCAGUGCCCUCGAUCGGGAAAUCGCUUGUGCCCAUGUGCAAAAUCAAAGUAUACCUUACCUUGUACUGAAGAUGUCCCUACAUGUGGAGACAGCUGUGACAAACUUCUAGAGUGUGCACUUCAUAAAUGCUCCCAGAGAUGCCACCGAGGUCCCUGUGAGACUUGCAGACAGGAGGUUGAAAAGCAGUGUCGAUGUGGAAAGCAUACAAAACGCAUGCCUUGUCACAAGCCAUAUCUGUGCGAAACGAAGUGCGCAAAAGUUCGGGACUGCCAGAGACACCAAUGCAAGAGAAAGUGCUGUUCUGGAAACUGUCCUGGAUGUGACCAGCAAUGCGGGCGUUCUCUAGGUUGUCGGAAUCACAAGUGCCCCUCUGUUUGUCACAGAGGCAGCUGCUACCCUUGCCCAGAGACCAUUGAUGUGAAGUGUAAUUGUAGUAAAACUGUGCUGAAGGUUCCUUGUGGAAGAGAACGUACAACCAAGCCACCGAAGUGCAAGGAGGUUUGCAGUUGCCCAUCUACUUGCCACCAUGAGGCCAGAGAGCGACACAGAUGUCACUUUGGGCCUUGUCCACCUUGUCGGCAGACUUGCAAGAAAAUCCUGAACAGGUGCAGCCAUUUGUGUCCUGUCCCUUGCCACGAUGAAGCACUUGUCAAGCAGAAAGGCCUGCCACAGCCAGCAGGUCCUUGGGAGCAACCUAGCGAGCCAACCUUCAUUCAGACAGCCCUACCCUGUCCACCUUGCCAAGUACCCAUUCCAACAGAAUGUCUUGGAAAACACGAGAUAAGCCCUUUGCCAUGCCAUGCAGCAGGUCCUUUCUCCUGUAAGAGACCAUGCGGCAGACCGCUUGCAUGUGGCAACCACACUUGCUCAAGAGAAUGCCAUAAAGUCACAGAUGUCAACGGCAACAAGGAAAGGGCUGGAGUAGAAUGUGCUGCAUGCGAGGAAGAAUGCAACAAGCCUCGACCACCUGAGUGUCCACACCGGUGCAAUUUACCGUGCCAUUCUGAUGACUGUCCGCCUUGUGUGCAAAUGAUCAGAACCAAGUGUCACUGCAAGAUCAGCAAUCUUUUCAUCGAAUGCACGAAAUUAUCUAUGGCUGAUGCUAAAGAAAAGAAUAAUUUGACUUCAUGCAAAAAUCAAUGUCCUAAAGAGUUGCCCUGCGGUCACCGAUGCAAAGAAAUUUGCCACCAAGGGAAUUGUUCUCUCAAUUGCAUUCAGAAAGUAAAACUCCGCUGUCCUUGCAGAAGAAUUAAAAAGGAGAUGCCUUGUAACUCGGUGCGGGAAGGUCACAUUUCACUAGAAUGUGAUUCUGUUUGCCUGGAUGUGAGAAAGAAAGCUGCAGAGAUGAAAGCAGAAGAAGAAAAUGCAGCUGUUGAGCAAGAGAGACGCAGACAGCAGGCUGAACUGGAAGCUUUUGAAAACCGUCUGAAAGGAAAACGGCGAAAGAAUAAGCGGAAAGAUGAAGUGGAGGUGCAACAGACGGCAUGGCAGAAAUACAAGAAGUACAUAAUGAUGCCUGUCUGUGGAAUCGCUCUAGCUGUAUUCACCCUAUAUUACACUCAAGUUGACGUGUAACCAUUUAUUAAAGGGGAAGUUCACCUUUUAUCUCACUUUAUAUUAUAGAUGGACCUAUUCUAAGCAAAUUGCAGUUGGUAUUUAUUUAUUUUUUUUGACAGUUCAGGAAUUGUUAUGUCAUCUUUUUCUGCCUUUCUCUAGGCUGCAACUGGAAAAGUCUCUCUCUGGUUGUGAUGGGGCCCCAGAUUUAGCUUAUAUUUUUGCUCAGGCCCCAGAGUAGUCAUAUUUCCUUCUGAAUUCCAAAACGAUGUUUUUUUGCUAAGGUUAUUAAGCCCUAGCAGCUUUUUACAUUCAAAGCCUGGAAGAAAGAAAAAAAAUCCAAAUUAAUUAAAAAUAAAUAAAAACAAAGGCAAAAUGUCAAUUGUCUUAGAAUACUACUGUCUACAUUAUUCCAAAUGGAAUCUACCCUGUUUUAAGUUCCUUAUUGGUUUCCCUAAUUUGGUUUGAAUCAUGCUUAUAUAAAAUGCUCCUAGAAUUUUUCCCUUCUUUAUAGGCAACUGCAAGACCCAAGGAGCAAAAACUGUUUGGCUAGCAUGAUCAAUUUGUUGGCCCCAAACCGUAUUUCUAGUUAGGGGUCUUAUUUUAGGGAUGCACCAAAUCCAGGAUUCAGCCUUUUUUAGCAGGAUUCAGAUUUGGCUGAAUCCUUCUGCCAGGCCAAACCAAAUCCUAAUUUGCAUAUGCAAAUUAGGGACGGAGAGAGAAAUCGCGUGACUUCUCACAAACCAAGGAAGUAAAAAAAUGUUUUCCCCUUCCACCCCUAAUUUGCAUAUGCAAAUUCAGAUUUGUUUCGGUAUUUGGCCAAAUCUUUCACGAAGGGUUCGGGGGUUCGGCCGAAUCCAAAAUAGUGGAUUCGGUGCAUCCCUACUUAUUUUGUUUUCAUAAUUAUCUGUGCCCUGUUGUGGUAUUUAUACCGCAAAGUACAAUGGAGCUCAGCCAGUGGUGGGGCUUCUAAAAUAUAUAUUAACGUUUAUAAAAUUAGAAGAAUCUGGGCAUAUAUAUUUACUUGUUUUAUUUACUGUAGUCAUUAUUUUAGUUAUAUUUAUAGAAAAUUUUAGAAAAGCUAUUUCAAAAUUGAUUUAAAUCUUUCUUCGCGUAGAUCCACUUUUGCUACCGAAAUGAUUAGCAUGUGAAUUAGUCAUGAUGGUGUCAUUCUGUUUUCUUAAAUGUGUGAUGUGAGGUCCGCAGAGCUCAGUUUGCAAAUGCCUGCACCAAAAUAAAUCUGUCUUUCGAUGAAA
Xenopus laevis (African clawed frog) is the source of this 4079-nucleotide messenger RNA. It is a transcript of the gene nfxl1.L, whose product is annotated as nuclear transcription factor, X-box binding like 1 L homeolog. Gene Ontology annotation, biological process: regulation of transcription by RNA polymerase II; regulation of DNA-templated transcription. Lineage: Eukaryota; Metazoa; Chordata; Amphibia; Anura; Pipidae. The record is from RefSeq and is marked provisional. Gene Ontology annotation, cellular component: membrane; nucleus. Gene Ontology annotation, molecular function: zinc ion binding; DNA-binding transcription factor activity; DNA-binding transcription factor activity, RNA polymerase II-specific.